This is a messenger RNA of Mauremys mutica (yellowpond turtle), 2791 nucleotides long. It is a transcript of the gene CNOT10, whose product is annotated as CCR4-NOT transcription complex subunit 10. Bases 356 to 2644 code for a protein of 762 amino acids. Gene Ontology annotation, molecular function: protein binding. The transcript is spliced from 19 exons. The record is from RefSeq and is a predicted model, not a curated record. Gene Ontology annotation, cellular component: CCR4-NOT complex. NCBI's taxonomy places the organism in Eukaryota, Metazoa, Chordata, Testudines, Geoemydidae. Gene Ontology annotation, biological process: negative regulation of translation; mRNA catabolic process.
ACUCUUUCACCAAAUCAGGUGAAUGUUUGCAGGGAAUGGUGGCUUUCUGUGUCUUACUACAGGAUUUAGGGUCUCCUGCAGCAUGGGACCAGUUAUGACAAGAUUUAGUAAUCUUAUAAAGAUUCUGGAUUAGGACCUCUUCUACUUGCUUCAUACACAGAAAUAACUGGUUUUGUUGGAGAUGGAGUCUGUUAACUCUCAAAGUAUGAAGGUUUUGGAGAGUUGGGCUCCAUUGGCUUUAGAGGAUGAGCCACAGCUGCUGGACUAUGUCAACAGAGUGGUCUAAGUUUGGGACAAGAGAUCUUCUACUAUUUCUGUGGGCAAUGGGGACUUCUUUUGGCAGAGCAAAGAAGAGAUGUGGCAGUGGAUGCAAACUCAUUCUGAUCAGGGAACUGAGAAACAUGAAGGAACAGUUACUUCCUCUGGGAUUACUGAUCAGGAAAAGGAGCUGUCAAGUAGUGCAUUACAAGCUUUUAAUGCUGGGAAUUAUGAUGCUUGUCUCCAACAUCUCAGCUGCUUGCAAGAAAUAAACAAAGAUGACUACAAAAUAACUUUGAAUACAGCUGUUGCAGAGUUCUGUAAAAGUAACCAGACUACAACUGACAACUUGAAACAAACACUUAAUCAACUGAAGAAUCAGGUUCAUUCAGCUGUUGAAGAAAUGGAUGGCUUAGAUGAUGUUGAAAACAGCAUGCUUUACUACAAUCAAGCGGUUAUUCUGUAUCAUCUGCGUCAAUACACUGAAGCAAUAUCAGUUGGAGAGAAGCUUUACCAGUUUAUAGAACCUUUUGAAGAGAAGUUUGCCCAGGCUGUGUGCUUCCUGCUUGUAGACUUGUAUCUACUAACUUACCAGGCUGAGAAAGCCUUGCAUCUGCUUUCUGUUUUGGAAAAAAUGAUUUUUCAGGGAAACAAUAACAAAAAUGGAAAAAAUAAUGAGAUAGGUAAUAACACAAAUAAGGAGUCAUCUAAUCAUAGAGCUGAAAGUGGAGCUUUAAUAGAAGCUGCAAAAUCUAAGAUACAUCAGUAUAAAGUGAGAGCCUAUAUCCAGAUGAAAUCUCUAAAAGCAUGCAAAAGGGAGAUUAAGUCCGUUAUGAAUACAGCUGGAAAUUCUGCUCCUUCUCUCUUUCUUAAGAGCAAUUUUGAAUAUUUGAGGGGCAAUUAUCGGAAAGCAGUAAAACUGUUAAACAGCUCAAACAUUGCUGAACAUCCAGGAUUCAUGAAAACAGGUGAAUGCUUAAGGUGCAUGUUUUGGAACAAUCUUGGCUGCAUUCAUUUUGCUAUGGGAAAGCACAAUUUAGGAAUUUUCUACUUUAAAAAGGCCCUGCAGGAAAAUGAUAAUGCAUGUGCACAACUAGGAACGGGUAGCACAGACCCAGGCAAGAAAUUUUCAGGGAGACCUAUGUGUACGUUGUUGACUAAUAAACGGUAUGAGUUGCUAUACAACUGUGGAAUUCAGCUUUUACAUAUUGGGAGGCCCCUAGCUGCUUUUGAAUGCUUGAUAGAAGCUGUCCAAGUCUACCACUCAAAUCCACGCCUCUGGUUGAGACUAGCAGAAUGCUGCAUUGCUGCCAACAAGGGGACGUCAGAACAAGAAACUAAAGGUCUUCCAAGCAAAAAAGGAAUUGUACAAUCUAUAGUAGGUCAAGGCUAUCACCGUAAAAUAGUCCUUGCAUCACAAUCAAUACAGAAUGUUGUUUAUAAUGAUGGGCAGUCCUCAGCUAUCCCUGUAGCCAGUAUGGAGUUUGCAGCGAUUUGUCUAAGAAAUGCCUUGCUGUUGCUGCCGGAAGAUCAGCAGGAGCCAAAGCAGGAAAAUGGAUCUAAAACUAACAACCAGUUGGGGGGAAAUGCAGAGAACAAUGAAAGCAGUGAAGCAUGCAGGCUCGAAGGUCACUGCUCGCAAUUAACAGGCUGUCUUCAUUUCAGCAGUAAAAGUCAUGAAGGAGAUAAAUUCAUUCCAGCUCCACCUUCUUCACCUCUGAGAAAACAGGAAUUAGAAAAUUUAAGGUGCUCAAUACUUGCCUGCAGUGCUUAUGUUGCUCUGGCUUUGGGUGAUAACCUUAUGGCUUUGAAUCAUGCAGAUAAACUUCUUCAGCAGCCAAAGCUGUCAGGAUCUCUUAAGUUUCUUGGCCAUUUGUAUGCAGCAGAGGCUCUCAUCUCUCUAGACAGAAUCUCUGAUGCCAUUACUCACUUGAACCCUGAGAACGUCACUGAUGUUUCCCUGGGGAUCUCUUCAAACGAGCAGGAUCAAGGGUCAGACAAAGGAGAAAAUGAGGUGAUGGAAUCUUCUGGCAAGCAGACACCCCAGUGUUAUCCCAGUUCAGUCACUUCUGCACGAACAAUGAUGUUGUUUAACCUUGGCAGUGCUUACUGCUUGCGAAGUGAAUAUGAUAAAGCUCGCAAGUGUCUCCACCAGGCUGCUUCACUGAUCCAUCCCAAAGAAAUUCCCCCGGAGGCCAUUCUACUGGCUGUGUAUCUUGAACUACAGAAUGGUAACACUCAACUGGCACUGCAGAUAAUCAAAAGAAACCAGCUUCUCCCUUCAGUGAAAACACACACUGAUAUGCGAAAGAAGCCAAUAUUUCAGCCAGUCCACCCUAUCCAGCCCAUUCAGAUGCCAGCUUUCACCUCUGUUCAGAGGAAAUGAAGUCUUGCUAUAACCUGACGGGCCCUAUAGAGGAGGGCUUGUGAGUUUGUAUAUUUUUUAAACUCUCUAUCAGCCACCAGAAUACCAGGCAUAUUGGAAUGUGCUGGCUUGUGUACAUUUUUAAUUAAAAAAAAUUCAAUGAAAAAA